Molecule: messenger RNA, 5773 nt
Organism: Centropristis striata (black sea bass)
Lineage: Eukaryota; Metazoa; Chordata; Actinopteri; Perciformes; Serranidae
Gene: akap12a
Product: A kinase (PRKA) anchor protein 12a
Exons: 4
Coding region: 29-5773 (1914 amino acids)
Biological process (GO): signal transduction; regulation of protein kinase C signaling
Cellular component (GO): cytoplasm
Molecular function (GO): calmodulin binding; protein kinase A binding
Source: RefSeq, a predicted model, not a curated record
CGGACAGUGACGCGCUGCAGAUCCGAUAAUGGGAGACGCUCAGUCUGCGCAACGGGAGGACAAGAAGGAUGCUGAGGAGGAGAGCGGAAAAGUGGAUGAUGCUCAGCAGAAUAUUGAAGACAAGCCUCUCACAAACAAUGGGCUGAUCUCUGAGAUCAAUGGGAAAGCAGACGGCUCUAUAGCAGAAGUUAAUGGUCACUGUGAGGAUGAGAUGGCUGCAGAGGCUAUCCUUUCACCAGACAAAGAUGUUUCAGAAACAGAGAAGCCACUUAAAGAAGAAGAGACACCAUUAAAACAUGUUGAAAUUAAUGAAAAAGAAUCACCCAAUGAAGCUGAUGCGAAUGAAGAUGUACCCCUGGAAAUGAUCGAAAUGGAUGCAAAGCAAAAUGACAUCAAUGAAAGUUUUAGGAGAUUUUUCGGUAACAUUGGAUUGAAAUUGACAGUAAAGAGGGGCACAGGUGAUAUAGCAACAGAUGCAUCAAAGAGCAACAAGGAAGAGCCAAGCAUACCAGAAGACGUCGAAGAUACCGCAAAGGAAACAACUAGUGAAAAUGCUGAACAUAAUACAGAUGUUAAUAUGGCACAGGAGACAUAUGACAAUGAUUCAACAACAUGUCCUACUCUGACAGACGCUACUUCAGAGGAUGUUCUUGACAAUGCAGAGGAGAAAACAACAGAAACCAAAGAGAAAGUUGAAUCUGAUAAUGCAGAUGCAGCAACAACGACACCUGAAGGAGAAAACGCACACCAGGAUACCACACCCGAAAAAAUGCCACAUUCCACAUCCCUGUAUGGUCCUGAGGAAGAAGUGACUGAAUCUCCAAUUAAAAGAUUUUUUACAACAGGAAUCUUUUCUGGACUAAAGAAGAAAAAGAAGCCUGCAGAAGUUGAGACAACUGACAAGGAACUUAAAGAAAUAGUGAAAAAGGAGGUAAUGGAGACAGCAGAAGAGGCAGUACAAGAUCAGGAUAAAGAAGAGAUUAGUCUAGGUGUUGAGGCAGCUGCAGUUGAGACAGAACAUGAAAUUAAAGGAGAGAUCCCGGUUGCGGCAUCAGCUCAGAAGACAGAUGCAUCCACCAUAGAUCCGUCAACCAUUAUUGCCUCUGAGCCUGAAAUUCUGAAUUCCCAAGAGAAGGACAAAGUUCAAGCAAGCCCUCUAAAAAGGUUGCUGUCAGGGUCUAGUUUCAAGAAAAUAUCGAAAAAGCCAAGAGGCAGGAAAUCAAGUGAUGCAAGGCUCUCCGACUCUGGAGAACAUGUUUCAGAUCAGCUCCUAUCAUCUAAUGAGUCAGCUGAACAUCAGAAAGAAGAAGGUCCUACACAACCCUCUGCAGAAGCAGCUGGAGAGGAGGAUAGUGCAUGGGUGUCCUUCAAAAAACUUCUGACUCCGAAAAAACGCAUGAAGAGACCGUCCUUGGGUAAUGAGGAGAUGCAAAUCCCCAGUUCAGUCGAAGAACCAAAACCAAGUGAAGAAGGGCAAAUAUCAGAUCACAGCACAGAAGAAGGCAAAAAACGUAAAGACUCAACUGUUUCAUGGGAAGCCGUUUUGUGUGGAUCCGGAAGGAGAAGAAGUCGGAAAACGUCGGACUCUGAGGAUGAAACACCUCUGAUUGAUAAUGAUAUCAACAAGCAAGAUGGUGGAUCUAAAAAUGGUGCAGAAUCGGCCCUAGAAAGUUCUUGUGAGGCUGAUGAAAUUAUAGCCUAUUCUCCCAAACGAGCAGGAAGUCCUUCAGAAGGGGAUGGAGGGUCAACCUGGAAAUCAUUGAAAAGACUUGUCACCCCAAAAAGGAAAGCCAGGGAUGAAGAUGAAAGCAAAGACAAUGUACACUCUGACAAUGAAAUUACCCAAGAUGAGUCUUCCUUUUCAAUAAAGAAACUCUUACCAGGAAGAAAAAAGAGAAAGCCUGCCGAAAAGCAAGACCAAGUAUCUUCAGAUGAGGCUGAUAAGGACGUAGCUUCAGGUGAUGAAGACUCUGAGACACCAGCCGUGGUUCCAUUGUCUGAGUUUGAUACAGUUGAGACAGAGGUUCACAUCCAAACACAGGCAGACAUGGAAAGUCAUAUACCUAAGGAGGCAGAUCAUGAACUCCAUCAAGACCUUCUUGAAAAGGUGGCUGAGCCAGUCAUACCUGGUGACAGUUUGCAAACUGAAGAAAAGAAAGCCCAAGCCAAUGAAGAUGCUUUAGAAAAUAAGACAUCUACAACCCCUGCUGCAAAUGAAGAACCUGAUGAUUCUACAGAAUCAAGCAGUAAACCACAACUCAGUGACAUCCCAGAAGAGGCCACUCCAGCUUCAUUCACUGAGGAUGCAGCUAGAGAUGACACCAUAGCAGAGGAUCUGAUAGAGAUCACAUCUGAGGCCAUUACUGCACCAGAGCCUUUAGACACCACUCUGGCAGAUGAAACUGAAAUGAUUUCCGCAGUUUCCCAGUUAUCUUCAGAGUCUUCAAAAACAUCCGGCAACACUACACCAGUACCAGCAGAAUAUGAUGUCCAGGAAACAGAUGCACUUCUGCACAAGGUUGUUGAAACCGUCUCCAAAAGCCCAAAGGCAGUUCAGGUUUGUUCAGAUGAGUUACAAUCAGAUAGAAUGACUGCCUCUGACUUGCCUCAAAUACUGGAAACAUUUGUAAAGGAAGAGCAAACAACUCUAGAUACAAUUGACAUUAACACAGGUCCAAAUGUUGGAGAACUGGAUGCAAAUAAUGAACUUGCAUCUACCACACAAACAGAGAGCAUAUCUGAGGUCAAUGACUCGGUUUCCACAGAGAUUAUAUCUGAAGUUCCUACUGAGGAGUUUGACACUGCUGAAAUUGCUGCAGAUGAAGUACAUGAGCUUGAUGUUACACAUCCAGAGGAAAGUGUCAAAGAAUUGGAUAGUAUUGAUGAGAGCCUAAAUCUGGUGGAAUCUGAGUUAAAUGUGUCUGUGUGUACAGAUAUAUUACCUGAAGGUGACAAAAUUGUCCCAGCUGAAGGUUCUUCAAUUGAGGCACAUCAAACUGAGACACAGCCCCCAAAAUUGGACUCUCAAAAAGCAGAUUCAGCUGCAACAGCAGUGGAUGAAACUAAGGAUGGACCGAUGGAGCAAGAAGUCAAAUCUCUGACAGAAAAGGAAGGUCAGAUCAUGGAAAAUAUCACUGAACAAACUCAACAUCAGGAAAAAGAUCAGCCACCAACAGAGGUGGCCGUACAUGCCACAUUAGAUUCAGAGGAGGCUAGUGUUGAAAAGGACGCAAUAUCAGAGGACAUUCCAGCAGCCAAAACAGAUACAUGUGAACCCAAAGAGGAAACAGCACCACCAAGUGAAGUAAUUAUUAAGCCAGAGAAGGAAGAUGAACUAGAAACAGAUGCUGCCAAACCUGUACAUGUUCAAGUACCAGAAGCAUCUGAAGCUGUACAAGCCUCCACAUUGGAUUCAGAGAAGGGCGCUGUUCAAUCACCAAAAGAGGUAAAAUCAGAGGACUUUCCACCCGCAGACACAGAUGAACCCGAACAGACAGCAGAGUGUCUCACCGAAUUCAGCGUUGAGCCGGAAAACAAAGAAUCACCAGUGAAUGUUCAAGAAGACACUCCAGAAGCAGAAACAAUUACAGUUGAACCCAAAGCAGAGACAAAACCUCUAACUGAGGACAGCCUUGAGCCGGUGGAUACUGCCAAAACUGAAAAUGUUCAAGACUCAGAAGUAUCAGCGGCUGUUCAUGCACCCACAAUAGAUUCUGUGGAGGGUAGUGUUCAAUCACUUGAAAAAGAGGCAAUAUCAGAAGACACUCCAGAAGCAAAAACAGUUACAGAUGAACCUGAACAGACAGCAGAGUGUCUCACCAAAGUCAGUGUUGAGCCAGAAAACAAAGAAUUACCAGUGAAUGUUCAAGAAGACACUCCAGAAGCAGAAACAAUUACAGUUGAACCCAAAGCGGAGACAAAACCUCUAACUGAGGACAGCCUUGAGCCGGUGGAUACUGCCAAAACUGAAAAUGUUCAAGACUCAGAGGUAUCAGCGGCUGUUCAUGCACCCACAAUAGAUUCUGUGGAGGGUAGUGUUCAAUCACUUGAAAAAGAGGCAAUAUCAGAAGACACUCCAGAAGCAAAAACAGUUACAGAUGAACCUGAACAGACAGCAGAGUGUCUCACCAAAGCCAGUGUUGAGCCAGAAAACAAAGAAUUACCAGUGAAUGUUCAAGAAGACACUCCAAAAGCAGAAACAAUUACAGAUGAACCCAAAGAGGAGACAAAACCUCUAACUGAGGACAACCUUGAGCCGGUGGGUACUGCCAAAACUGAACAUGUUCAAGAGCCAGAAGUAUUACAAACUGUACAAGCUGCCACAUUAGAUUUGGAGGCAGGCAGCCUUCUAUCACUUGGCAAGACAGUACUAUCAGAGGACAUUCCAGCAGUCAAAACAGUUAUAGAGGAGCCCAAACAGGAACCCGAUGUUAAGGCAGAAGAACAACAAGCAGAAGCUUCUGAAACUGAACAUGUUCAGGAACCAGAAGUAUUAGAAGCUGUUCAAGCACCAACAUCAGAUUUAGAGGUGGGCAGUCUUCAAUCACUUGAAAAAGAGGUUAUUUCAGAUGGUGUCCCAGUGGCAGAAACUGUAGCAGAUGAAGCUGGAAAAGAGAUAAUACCUCCAACUGAAGUCAAUUUGGAGCCAGUGGAUACUUCCAAGGAUAUUCUAGCAGCAGAAACUGUUACAGAACAGCCCAAGCAGGAAACUGAUGUUGAGCCAGAAGAACAACAACCAGAAGAAGCUUCCAAAACCAAACAUGUUGAGGAACCAGAAGUGUUAGAAGCUUUUCAAGCACCAACAGCAGAGGUGGGCAGUCUUCAAUCACUUGAAAAAGAGGUAAUUUCAGAGGAUGUUCCAGAGCCAGAAACAAUAACAGUAAAAGAUGAUGCUGGAAAAGAGAUGACACCUAAAACUGAAGUAAAUUUGGAGCCAGUGGAUGCUUCCAAGGAUAUUCCAGCAACAGAAAUUGUCACAGAACAGCCCAAGCAGGAAACUGAUGUUGAGCCAGAACAACAAAAAACAGAAGAAGCUUCCAAAACCGAACAUGUUCAGGAACCAGAAGUGUUAGAGGCUGUUCAAGCACCCACGUCAGAUUUAGAGGGGGGCAGUGUUCAAUCACUUGAAAAAGAGGUUAUUUCAGAGGAUGUUCCAGUGGCAGAAACUGUAGCAGAUGAAGCUGGAAAAGAGACAAUACCUCCAACUGAAGUAAAUUUGGAGCCAGUGGAUGCUUCCAAGGAUAUUCCAGCAGCGGAAACUAUUACAAAAGAGCCCAAAUGGGGAACUAAAAUUGAGCAAGAACAAAACCUACCAGUAGAAGCUGCCAAAACUGAACAUGUUCAGGAACCAGAAGUUUUACCAUCUGAUGUUACUAAAACCAAAACUAAUGAAGGGCCAUCAACAUGUGAGGAUGUUGUUACAGAAAGUCUUGAGGGAGGUGUUGCUCAACAAAUAUUGUUAGAAGACAUUUCCAAACCAAACGUUGACCCUGUCAUUGCUUCAGUUACAGAUGGAAUCAAGAAAGAAGUAGUGGCACCACUGGAUCAGUCUAUAGAGAUAAAAGAGGACCAGAAAACAGAGAGUAUUCUGCAAGGUGGGAUUGAGCAGGAAGACUGCGUAUCUGAUGCCACCACGCUGAAGUUACAAAUGAACCCAAACACGAAGCGAAUCUCAGUGCGGUGCAAGUCAGUAUUGAGGGAGAAAAAGAAACUGAAUUGCCAGGCAAAGAGAUACAGAAUGCUGCAGAGGAGCAUGCCGUCGCGAUGCAAGUAG